GUUAGUAACGAACGUUAGCGGACUUUUAGAAGCGGACGGACGUGUUUUACGAUAAGUAAAAAACUUCUGCAUCAACUGCUAACUGAACUGACCAUCAAGUCAAAGAAAUGACUGAAAGUGGAAAUAAGAUGGAUAAAUUUGCCGACCUGGAACGCCAGAUAGCUGUAUUUCUAAAGACAGAAAAGGAAUACUCAAUUGUUCUGGAAUCUUUGGAGGCCUUAGCGACCCCCGGGAAGGCAGUACCUCGGCACCCCAAGAAAGAAUUCAAUUCUCGCUGGAAAGCUAUUGAGGACGUGAAAACCAAAGCAGGUUCUAGAAAGGCCAAGUCGUCAAUUUUAGGGGAUGUGCACAGACGAGGCACAGGGCCAUACUUAAAUAAACCAAACAGGACAAUAUCUGCUGCUACUGACUUGCCAUUGACCACAGAAACCACCAGCCCUCCAAAGCCCGUCCCCAGUAAAGAGUGCCCUCCAAAACCCUCUCCCAGUAAAGAGUGCCCUUUAAAGCCUGCUCCCAGUAAAGAGUGCCCUCCAAAGCCCGCCCACAGUAAAGAGUGCCCUCGACACCUCAAGAAGGAGAUUCGUCAAAGAUGGGAGGCUGUGGAGGAUGUCACCACCAAAAGGGACUCCCUUAAGGCCAAGUCCUCUAUUCUGGGGGACGGUCACAAGAGAAGAGGGCCCUAUGCCAUAUAUUCCAGCAGGAAGACUGUGGUCACUUCUGACUUAAAAAAAGAGGCUACAAUUGAUCCCCUCAGAAGCCUCCCAAAACAGGAAGGGUCAAAGACAGACAAAAAACCACACCCUGUCCAUGUUUCUGACCAAGAGAAGUCUAACAAAAGGAAAAGACCAAGCUCCCCCGAUACAGCAAGCAAGAGGUGGAAGCCAUCAAAGGAAUUUUCCCGAUUUGAGAAGAUUGAGAAGAAGGUUAGGAGACUAACCAGGGCCCUACGAAAACUUACAUUGUAGUAUAAUGGGUAACCAAUUGUGUUACUGUGGACAUUUUAUGAUUUUUGCAUUUUUCCCCUCCGAUAUUUCAUUUUUAUGAUCUUUCUGGAAGGGACGUUAUUUCUCCACGUUCUUUUUAUUUUUCAUUUUCCGAGAUAAUACUUUUGUAUGGGGUUUUUUUUUUGGUUGUUAGUUGCUUGUUUGGUGCAUUAAUUUUAUUUCGUUUUUGUUGAUCGAUUGCAUUUAUUAAAAUUGCUGCAUCUUUAUUUUUUGGUGAAAAUAUUCUUUGAAUUGUAUUUAUUAAAGUGUUUGGCAUCUUUAUGUUUUGGUUUAUUUUAUUAUUUUUUUUAGUUUAUGUACAUUGUAUUUUUUUUUCGAGGCGACAUAGGCAUUUUUUAAAUUUUCCUCCCAA
Molecule: messenger RNA, 1356 nt
Organism: Saccostrea cuccullata (small rock oyster)
Lineage: Eukaryota; Metazoa; Mollusca; Bivalvia; Ostreida; Ostreidae
Exons: 11
Coding region: 108-965 (285 amino acids)
Source: RefSeq, a predicted model, not a curated record